Colletotrichum chrysophilum is the source of this 5304-nucleotide messenger RNA. Its product is annotated as DNA-directed RNA polymerase II subunit RPB1. Gene Ontology annotation, biological process: DNA-templated transcription. The transcript has 4 exons. Lineage: Eukaryota; Fungi; Ascomycota; Sordariomycetes; Glomerellales; Glomerellaceae. Gene Ontology annotation, cellular component: RNA polymerase II, core complex. The record is from RefSeq and is a predicted model, not a curated record. The coding region runs from base 1 to 5304 and encodes 1767 amino acids. Gene Ontology annotation, molecular function: DNA binding.
AUGGCGAACCUGUACUUUACGCACUCGAGUGCGCCAAUCAAGACUGUGGAGGAGAUCCAGUUUGGUCUGAUGGCGCCCGAGGAGAUCAAGAAUAUGAGUGUCUGCCACGUUCUCUACCCCGAGACCAUGGACGAGACGCGCACCAAGCCUCGUGACGGCGGUUUGAACGAUCCCAUGCUCGGUUCCAUCGAUCGCCAAUUCAAGUGCAAGACCUGCAACCAGGCGAUGGGCGAAUGUCCAGGCCACUUCGGCCAUAUCGAGCUGGCCAAGCCUGUGUAUCACCCCGGCUUCAUCAAGAAGGUGAAGAAGGUGUUGGAAAUCGUCUGCCAUAAUUGCAGCAAGGUGCUGGCGGAUAGAAGCGACCCAGAAUUUCUGCAAGCCGUGAACACCAGAGAUCCAAAGGUUCGAUUUAACCGGAUAUGGAAUAUCUGCAAGAAGAAGACCCGUUGCGAGAACGAGACCAAGGAGGUCAAGAACGACGAUGGAGAGUACAGUUUGGGAAUGAAGCAGGCUCCCGUCAACCACGGUGGUUGCGGCAAUAUCCAGCCCAGAGUUCGUCACAAGGCGUUGCAGCUCAUCGCCAAGUACGAGUCUUCUGGCGAGGAUGGUGUCAAGAAGAAGGAGGAGCCUCAAAUCACACCCGAGAUGGCUCACAACAUUCUGCGCCGCAUCAGCGAUGACGACCUGAGGGACAUGGGUCUCAACCUUGAGUACGCUCGUCCGGAGUGGAUGAUCGUUACUGUUCUGCCAGUUCCGCCUCCGCCUGUUCGUCCUAGUAUUUCUAUGGACGGCACCGGUCAAGGCCUGAGAAACGAAGAUGAUUUGACCUACAAGCUGGGUGAUAUCAUACGAGCCAACAGCAACGUCAAGCAGGCCAUUCGCGAAGGCUCUCCUGCACACAUUGCUCAAGACUUCGAGCAGCUUCUGCAGUACCACGUUGCCACCUACAUGGACAACGACAUUGCUGGACAACCUCGUGCUCUCCAAAAAAGUGGUCGUCCCGUCAAGGCCAUUCGUGCCCGUCUCAAGGGCAAGGAGGGUCGUCUCCGUGGAAACUUGAUGGGUAAGCGUGUUGACUUCUCGGCACGUACCGUUAUCACUGGUGACGCCAACUUGUCUCUCGACGAAGUCGGUGUGCCCCGAAGCAUCGCUAGAACUCUCACCUACCCUGAAACAGUCACGCCAUACAACAUCGGCAGGCUGCACGAGCUGGUUCAAAACGGACCCAACGAACACCCUGGUGCCAAGUAUGUUAUUCGCUCUGACGGAACCAGAAUUGAUCUUCGUCAUCACCGUCGAGCCGGUCAGAUUUCGCUCGAGUACGGCUGGAAGGUCGAGCGUCACUUGAUCACGGGCGACUACAUCAUCUUCAACCGUCAGCCCUCCCUGCACAAGGAGUCUAUGAUGGGUCACAGAGUUCGUGUGAUGCCAUACUCUACGUUCCGUCUCAACUUGUCCGUCACCUCGCCCUAUAACGCCGAUUUCGACGGUGACGAAAUGAACCUUCACGUCCCUCAAAGCGAAGAGACGAGAGCAGAGGUCAAGGAACUGUGCUUGGUACCGAUCAACAUCGUGUCACCGCAAAGAAACGGUCCUCUUAUGGGUAUCGUGCAGGACACUCUUGCCGGUGCCUACAAACUCUGCCGUCGUGACGUUUUCCUCACCAAGGAAGCCGUGAUGAACAUCAUGCUCUGGGUUCCCAACUGGGACGGUGUAAUCCCCCCACCAGCUAUCAUUCGUCCUCGACCAAGAUGGACGGGUAAGCAGAUCAUGAGCAUGGCUAUUCCCAACAUUGUCAGCUUGCACAAUGCCCCGGAUUCCAAGGAAGACAACCCGCUUAAGGACGAGGGUCUUCUUAUCCAAUCCGGCGAGCUCCUUUACGGUCUGCUUUCCAAGAAGAACAUCGGUGCUGCCAGUGGUGGUAUUGUCCACAUCGUCUACAACGAGCACGGCCCCGAAGCGUCUAUGAAGUUCCUUAACGGGGUUCAACAAGUUGUCAACUAUUGGCUGUUGCACAAUGGUUUCAGCAUCGGUAUCGGUGACACGAUUCCCGAUAAGUUGACCAUUGAGAAGGUGCAGGUACAUAUCGACGAGCACAAGGCGGAAGUCGAGGCCUACACUCAGCAGGCUACCGCCAACGAGCUCGAGCCUCUGCCCGGUAUGAACAUUCGUGAAACUUUCGAGAGCAAGGUUUCUAAGGCCCUCAACACUGCCCGUGAUAAGGCUGGUACCACUACACAGAAGAGUUUGAAGGACUUGAACAACGCCGUCACCAUGGCUUCCUCUGGUUCCAAGGGUUCGUCCAUCAAUAUCUCCCAGAUGACUGCGCUCGUCGGACAGCAGAUUGUCGAGGGUAAGCGUAUUCCUUUCGGGUUCAAGUACCGGACGCUGCCCCAUUUCACCAAGGACGACUACUCUCCCGAGGCUCGUGGUUUCGUCGAGAACUCCUACCUCCGUGGCCUGACGCCAAGCGAGUUCUUCUUCCACGCCAUGGCUGGUAGAGAAGGUCUGAUUGAUACCGCUGUCAAGACUGCCGAAACCGGAUACAUCCAGCGUCGUCUGGUCAAGGCUCUUGAGGAUGUUAGUGCCAAGUACGACGGUACAGUCAGAAACUCCCUGGGUGAUAUCCUUCAAUUCCUGUAUGGUGAGGAUGGUCUGGACGCUAUCUACAUUGAGAAGCAGCGGAUGGACCACCUCAACAUGUCAGACAAGAAGUUCGCUGACCGGUUCCGCCUCGACGUCAUGGAUGAGACCAGACCAGACGAGCUUGAUUGGCUUGAGUACGGUAAUGAGAUUUCUGGUGACCCGUCAGUCCAGCAACUUCUGGACGAGGAGUACGAGGCUCUCCUUCAUGAUCGCAAGCAAGUUCGCAAGAUCAACUUCAAGAGGAAGGACGACGAGUCGAUGCAGCUGCCUUUGAACAUUGUUCGUCUGAUGGAAACUUCCAAGAAGCUCUUCGCUGUCGAAGACUUCCAGCGGAGUGAUUUGAAGCCUCAGGAUGUCAUCCCUGCUGUCCAGGCUAUGCUCAACAGAAUGACCAUCGUUCGUGGCAACGACGAAAUCUCCAAGGAGGCCGACCGAAGCGCCACCAUCCUCUUCAAGGCGCAGAUCCGCUCCAGAUUGGCCUUCAAGCGUAUUGCUUGCCAACAGCGCCUGAACAAGAUGGCUUUCGAGCACGUCCUGGGAGAGCUGGAAGCCCGUUGGGACCGUGCCUUUGUCAGUCCCGGUGAGAUGGUUGGUGUCAUUGCUGCGCAGUCUAUUGGUGAGCCUGCCACGCAGAUGACCCUGAACACCUUCCAUUUCGCUGGUGUGUCUUCCAAGAACGUCACCCUGGGUGUCCCUCGUCUCAAGGAAAUUCUCAACCUGGCUCAGAACAUUAAGACCCCGUCCAUGGUCGUCUACCUGAGUGGCGAGGAAAACGCCAGCCAGGAAGCUGCCAAGGCCCUUCGAAGCACUGUCGAACACACGACCCUGCGGUCUGUCACAGCCGUCACUGAGAUCUACUACGACCCUAUCAUCACCUCGACUAACAUUCCUGAUGAUUUGGAUAUGGUCGAGUCCUACUAUCUCAUUCCGGACGAGACUCAUGACCGAGCCGAAGAUCAAUCCAGGUGGCUGCUCCGUCUCACGCUCGAUCGCCAGAAGUUGCUUGACAAGGAACUUACUGUCGAGGACGUUGCUAGGCGCAUCAAGGAGGAGUACCCCAACGAUCUCGCCGUCAUUUUCAGUGACAACAACGCCGAAGAGCAAGUUAUCCGCAUUCGCCCCAUGCACGCUGGCAACGAUGACAAGGACGAGGAUGGUGAGAAGAAGAUGGAGGACGAUGUCAUGCUUAAGAGAUUGGAGACUCACUUGCUGGACACGCUUUCUCUGCGCGGUGUUAAGGGCAUUGAGAGAGCCUUCUUGAAUAAGGAGACGAAGCUCAUCGAGACCGAAGACGGAGCAUUGCUGGCCGCCAAGGCUGAUGAGCGUUGCUCAGAGUGGUACCUGGAUACCUCUGGAACUGCUCUCCGCCAGGUCUUGUCUGUCGACGGCGUCGAUUCCACUCGCACAUACACCAACCACUUGUGGCAGGUUGUUGAGGUCUUCGGUAUCGAAGCGGCGAGAUCGGCACUUGUCAGAGAAUUGACGCAGGUGUUGGCGUUCGACGGUUCAUACGUCAACCACAGACAUCUUGCUCUUCUUUGCGACGUCAUGACCUACAGAGGUACGAUCUCCGCUGUCACUCGUCACGGUAUCAAUCGUGCAGACACUGGUGCUCUCAUGCGUUGUUCCUUCGAGGAGACGGUCGAAAUUCUGCUCGAGGCUGCCGCUGUUGGUGAACUGGACGAUUGCCGCGGUAUUUCUGAGAACGUUAUGCUCGGUCAGAUGGCACCGAUGGGAACCGGUCACUUCGAGGUCCUCCUCGACCCCAAGAUGUUGGAGACUGUCAUCAGCGACAACUCGCGCAUGGGUCUCAUGCCUGGUAUGCCUGUCAAGGGCGGCGAGGCCGGAGGUGCCGCAACCCCCUACGACUCUGGCUCUCCCAUGGCGGAUUCUGGAUACUUGUCGCUCAGCUCUCCUGCUGCCGGAAACUUCUCUCCCAUCGUGGGCGCUGGCUCAGAUUCCCCUGCCGGUUUUGGUACCGAGUACGGUGGAGGAGGCUUUGGUGGUAUUGGUUCUGUCAACCCGUACUCGGCGCAGAGCCCGGGCCGGCCAACAAGUCCAUUCAGCACGUCACCGACCUCGCCUUUCAGCAGCUACGGAUCUUUCUCGCCGUCCUCGCCGAACGCGGGAUACUCUCCCACUUCGCCACUCAUGGACGGUGCUGGCGUUCAGCCCUUCCUCCCCGUCGUUCUCCCCGACGUCACCCAUGCUGCGACCCACGAGCCCUGCAAGCCCCAACUACAGCCCGACGUCUCCAAGCUACUCGCCGGCUUCUCCCUCUUCGCCAAGGCACUACUCGCCCACCUCUCCAGCGCAGUACGCCUCGCCCACCUCGCCGAGCUACUCUCCUGCCAGUCCCAACUACAGCCCGGCAUCUCCCAACCUUCACGGGGCUGGUCCCACGUCGCCAUCGUACUCCCCUGCGUCGCCGACGUGGUCGCCAACUUCACCGGAGGCGUACUCGCCGACAAGCCCGAGUUUCAACCAACGAACUCCUGGGGCGCAGCAGUCUCCGACCAGCCCCAGCUACUCCCCAACCUCACCUUCUUGGUCUCCGAGAACCCCUGGACCCGGUGGUUCUGGAAACUAAACGUGUGUCGAGCUCUGAUGAGGCAUCCGAUCGUGCCUUCGGUUCGCCACUUUCUUUUACUCUCCUAA